GAAUCAUCUCAGACAAGGUUGAGUCCUUCGAGAAUCCUUCUUCCUCUUAUCACUUCUACGCACAACGCCAUCAGUUGUCUGACGAUCUUCUACCUUCCCCUCAGACACUCCCACAAUACAUCAAUCGCAAACAUGGCCGGUGGUGGUAUGCCAACUGGCGCUCCAGCCAUUUCAGGUGGAUACCUCACAGGAAAGAAGCUCAUCGUUCCACUCAGUCUGGUCAUCUCCCUGUUCUUCCUGUGGGGAUUUUCAUACGGUCUUCUCGAUGUUCUCAACAAGCACUUCCAGACUGUCCUCGGUGUGACCCGUCUCGAAUCCACUGGGCUUCAAGUCAUGUACUUUGGAGGCGGUUACCUCUGCUUUUCCCCCAUCGCCGCUGAAGUCUUGAAGCGCAAGGGCUACAAAGUCACUAUCCUUAUGGGUCUUGGGCUUUACUCGAUUGGUGCAAUAAUGUUCUGGCCGACAGCUCAUUUCUCGACCCCAGAGAACCAGAAAGCUGCUUUCGGUGGUUUCCUCGUCUGCACUUUUGUCAUUGCUUGCGGUCUUGCUACGCUGGAGACAAGCGCCAACUCCUAUGCUGUCGUCAUUGGGCACCCAGCGACUGCCAGUGCUCGUCUACAGUUCUGUCAAAGUUGGAAUGGCGUCGCAUCCUUUAUUGGACCAUUGAUUGCCUCGAAAGCUUUCUUUGCUGGCGAGAAUGCCAACUCCCUUACAAACGUACAAUAUGUCUACCUUGCUGUGGCGUGCGCGGGUGUGGCCGUCGCUGUGAUGUUCUUCUUCGCCAAACUCCCGGAAGUCUCAGAAACCUCUGCACAGACUGACACCAUUGCCGCGGGAUACUCUGGAGAACAAGGUCUCGAUCAAUACGGAAAUGUUCUCGUCCAGAAGCCUCUUCGAAAGGAAUACAACAUGAUGGCUGGAUUCGUCGCCCAGUUCUGCUACGUCGGUGCCCAAGUCACCAUCGCUACAUUCUUCAUCAACUACGCCACAGAAGCCGCACACUACACCUCUGAAGAAGGUGCCCGCCUCCUGUCUUACGGUCUCCUUACCUUCACCAUCGGCCGCUUCGUUGCUGCCGCUGCCGCCCUUCUCUUCGAGUCCAACUUCAUCAUCAUGGUCUACGGCGCCAUCAACAUCGCUCUCUGCGCAUACAUCUCCAACGCCCACGGCCACGCCGGUGUUGCAUGCAUCAUCGUCGUCUUCUUCUUCAUGGCCCCAAUGUAUCCUACCCUCUUCACUCUCGGCACUGCCAACCUAGGCCACAACACCCGCCGCGGUGCCGGUAUCCUUGUCAUGGGCGUCUCUGGUGGUGCUGUCUUCCCUCCUAUCCAGGGUGCCAUUGCCGAUGCCUCUAGCACCCGCAUCUCGUACCUCGUGCCCAUGGUUGGCUUCAUCGUUGUGGUCGCUUAUGGCGCAGUACACUGGGUUCAGCGUGGCUUCCAUGUUCUCCGCGUCAAGGGUGAUGAUGUGGUUGCGGAGACCCUUGACAACAAUGCAGUUGCCAGUGAUGAGAAGAGAGGAUCUAUUAUCGAAGUUGAGCAGGUUGGCGGAAAGAACUAA
Molecule: messenger RNA, 1560 nt
Organism: Periconia digitata
Lineage: Eukaryota; Fungi; Ascomycota; Dothideomycetes; Pleosporales; Periconiaceae
Source: the annotation of a GenBank genome assembly